AAUCGGCGCUCAUAGACAUGUGGCGCAGAACUUCGAACAAUAUUAUAAAGGCAGCCUCAACUACCCCUUUCAUCGAUUGCUUCAGAAUCUCAAAACCUGGACACGCUCGGUGCCAUGUCAGAUUCAUCAGGAUCACAGGAUCUUUCUGUGCAACCCCUGUCACUCACAAGGGAACAACGUCUAGAGUUCGAUCGAGACAUGUUCGAAAACAUUAGCGGCAUCCCUGGUAACCCGAUGACUUGGACGGACCGACUGUUAGCCAUCUUUAUCAAUACCGUUAUUUCAUACCCGCGUGAUUAUCUGAAGGACAAAGAUGUCAUGAAAAGUAUGUCAACGACGGCUAUAUCGCAAACACUACAGCAACACCCUAAACUACGGGAAAUGGUGCGCAAGAUGUGCCAGACGGGCAAGCUCUCCGAAAUCGCCGAUUUCAAAAUAUUUCAGAUACCCCAAGCUAGCAGGAUCAACAUGCCCUUGGUUCACUCGCAAGACAAGGAAUUUCUCUAUAAUUCAUUCUACAGACCUUACCUUGGGAAGGCGGUGGACGGUUUUUACGAGUACCUGAAAGACAACAAUAUCAAGUUUAAGGGAGUUGGCGCCCAUAUGCCUUACUAUGCCAAGUUCUGUUCGAUCGUCCAAAGUUCUGGCACAGGGAAAUCGAGACUAUUGACCGAGCUCCGGAAAAAAGGCGUUGUUGUGCUGUACAUGAACCUUCGUGAACCAAGCGAUGACGGCUUCCCGGAGCGAGACCCAAUUCCUGCGCGUAUAUUGACGGAAAAAACGGACUGCGCUCAAACCGAGUAUACCACUCAUUGUUGCGCGCUAUUUACAGCCAUAUUCCGGGCGCUCACGAAGGAACUAGGGAGUAAGCCUUCGCUGCCCCCUGGUGAUCCAAUCACAUCGUGGAAUGAUAAAAUGUGCGACGUGCGCUCGAAAGCUCGUACCAAGUUCUUUCAGACAGUUGAAUCUCUAUAUGAGAAAAUCCUUAACGAGAUCAAACUGAAGACACUUGAAAGGAACGCAGAUACGGAUCGUGCUGUGCAAACAGUGCAGCAGACUGUCGUCGAGUCAGACAGUCUGUACAGCGACCUGGAAGAAUCACAGCAAACCAAUGACGCUAGCAGCUCAGCAGCGGCUUCGCAAUCACGUCAAUCACCUGCAUCCAAGAAACGCAAGAUAUCAAACGAAAAAGCCGAGCCUUCGGGAAGUAAAAAUGACGUCCCAGCGCCGAAAUUGGAAGGGGAAUCGUUUGUCAAGGAAGCUUAUGCAGAGAUGUUGACAGCUAUGUCAGGCGUGUUUACUGAGCAGGACGAGGAUUACCCCAAACUCGUGAUUUCAGUUGACGAGGCCCACUCUCUGACAAAAACGAGUAGCAACGGUUUUCGUCCAUCACAUAUUCUUGGGAGGGUGAUCAACUGCUACUCCGAGGGCGAGGAUACAUCAGUCUGGGUCGUAUUUGCAUCCACGACUCCACAUGUGGUAGAUUUUUUAGCUCCUCCGGUGAUCCGUAAGCACCCGUUCUUCGUCGUCCGUUUCCAAUCUUCACACAAUCCUGCAGAUGAUUCUCAGCGCGUAGCAGUAGGCGGCCACCUUUUAUUUCAACCUUAUACGCAUCUUGGUUGGGACCAGCACGCAGACCGUUUGUCUGAUAUACCGGCGAAUGACGCCGGAAAGUUCAAACACAUCGUCAGAUUCGGUCGUCCACUGUGGAAAUCGCUUGUGGACACACGUAAUAUCGGUGAUAUUUUGAAAUCGGCUGCUCACAAGCUGCUCAAAUCGACUUUCUUUGACCCGUCGGAUACGAACCAGGCUCUCGCUGUCCUGUCUCAGCGAUUCGGUCUCGACAUCUGCUUUGGUCACCCCGAUGCCGUUUCUUAUGUUGAAAAAGGGGUGGCUAGCCACCUGCGGAUAUGCUUCUCGACGACCCAAGAUAGGUCAUGGACCUAUACCGGUUAUCCAUCAGAGCCCCUUCUGUCUUGUGUUGCAGCGGAUCUACUCCAUUCUGGGACCACCACCAGUCUAGAGGGCGCUUUGGGGGUCUUGAAGGAAAAGGUUGAUGGGGGGAUGGUCAACAUAGGACAGAGCGGAGAGUUGGUCAGCAGACUUGUGCUGCUUCUUGCGAAAGACAUGUACGUUCGCGGCCAUCUCUCCGAAGGCACAAUACACCAUCUACGCUACAAGGGAAGUGGGGAUGCGGAAUUGAUGGACUGCCAGAAGGUCUCCGUCCUCGAUUUCCUGCGAUACCUUUUUGGCAAGGAGUUCUGGCCGUUGAGGGCCAAUACAGCUUUUCGGCACGCCUACAUCAAUUUCUCGCAUUGGGUGUCCAUGUCAGAGUUGAUAUCCCCCGGGGCGGAAGAUCCCGAGCAACCUACAUUCGAGCUGUUGAGUGCCGAGGAGUGGACUCUGCGACACUGGGUUCGCACAAGCGCGGUGCAAUGCUGCCAUCUGCAGCCGCUCGUUGACAAAAUGAUUCCAAUAUAUUUUGAUGAUCCCACCCUCGGCUCCGACGAUGUCCAACGCGUUUCUCAAAUUUUCAUUUCGGACAAAGCGGGGAAGAAUCCUAAUGCGCGAGAUCUGGGGGUCAUGAUGCGCAAGCAUGAUUCGAUCAAGUGUUUAUCCGCUCUCCCAUAUAUCGCUAUCCUUCUGGACUUCGGUGUGGGGUCACGGGUCACAGCCACAUUUCCAGAGAGAGACCCAAACCAUGCCGAAACGGACCAAUGCUUACGGAUCUACGCUGCUGGAAUGAACGACACCACAUUCCCAUUCUUAUCUAAAACCAUCGUUGCAUCACAGCUACGAGGGCUUAUCUCUCGGGAGGAAGCACCAACGCAGACGAAUCUCGACGCCCUCGUCAAAUUCGGGAGUACUGCUAGGUUGCGCAACCUGCAGUGGGAAAAACAAGACUGA
Messenger RNA from Suillus clintonianus, 2907 nucleotides. RefSeq lists its product as uncharacterized. Bases 115 to 2907 code for a protein of 930 amino acids. The record is from RefSeq and is a predicted model, not a curated record. Lineage: Eukaryota; Fungi; Basidiomycota; Agaricomycetes; Boletales; Suillaceae. The transcript is spliced from 8 exons.